Aedes aegypti (yellow fever mosquito) is the source of this 1410-nucleotide messenger RNA. RefSeq names its product zinc finger protein 2 homolog. The transcript is spliced from 3 exons. Gene Ontology annotation, cellular component: nucleus. Gene Ontology annotation, biological process: regulation of transcription by RNA polymerase II. The coding region runs from base 109 to 1350 and encodes 413 amino acids. Gene Ontology annotation, molecular function: zinc ion binding; RNA polymerase II transcription regulatory region sequence-specific DNA binding; DNA-binding transcription factor activity, RNA polymerase II-specific. Lineage: Eukaryota; Metazoa; Arthropoda; Insecta; Diptera; Culicidae. The record is from RefSeq and is a predicted model, not a curated record.
AUCAAAGAAACAUAAAUUAAUAUGCUCCGAAAGUAGAGAACAAAGCAGCACCCAAUUGUUGUUUAUUAGUUUUGAUGCAAAGUUCCUUCUAGUUAUUAUUAAUUUGAAAUGAAUACAACAGUGAAAUCUGUCCCUAGCGGAAACCCGAACGGCUACUGCCGGCUGUGCUUCUCCGAGCGUAAUUUGGUUGCGCUUUUCCGAUACGAUGACCGACCUCGUCAAUAUUUGUUGAAAGAAAUUUCUAACUUCACUGGGAUACAAAUUGAAGCAAAUGAAAAUCAACCUUGCUCCAUUUGCUGGAGAUGUGCUGUGGCUGUAGAAGAUUUUCAGCUAUUCCGUGACCGAUGUUUGACCAAUGAUGCUAUCAUUCGAAGCAAAUAUUCUGAAACAACUGUUAAGCAUGGCGAAGCUGAGUGGCUUAUAUCGAUACCAGUAUCGGAGCUGCCGCCGGAUUUGAGCGUUGACGAAAACGAAGACAAGUCUCUGUUAGAGCCACUGGUCAAAUCGCAAAUGUGCUCAAGAAAUGACAAUGAGGAAUCUAUCAGUGAAAAGAUAGAAGAAUUGGACACAGAGGAAUCACAAAUCAGUAAAUCCAUUUCAUGUCACUUGUGUCAGCACGAAUUUGGAUCACGCCAAUCAUUAUACGUGCACUUCAAAGAACAACAUUCCGAGCAUGGACGACCAUUUAAGUGCGAUUUCUGCCAAGCAACCUUCAAGCGAAAGAGCCAUUUAGACGAUCAUGUGUCUUCGCAUACUGGUGAGACCAGGUAUACCUGUAAAUACUGUGAGGCAAAGUUUACCAGAGCUAAGCAGCUAAUGCGCCAUCGCCGAUCAUGUCAUAAGGAGUAUCCUUUGAAAACUGAACCACCUAAUAUUCAGUCAUCUUUGUCAGAAGGACAGUUUAAGUGCAAAUACUGCCCAAAAUCUUUCAAACACAGACCGUCGCUGAAUUUUCACGUCAAGACCCAUUACGAAUUAUUACCUUUCGUAUGCGAAACAUGCAAUGCUCGAUUUGCCGGCGAUAAAGGACUACUUAUACACAGAGGCAAGCACCAUCCGGAUACGGUUAAUGCUUUCAGAACAGCAUCACCUGCGUCGUGGGAGCCCACAAAGACUUUGAAAUGUAGUUUUUGUCCUCGGUAUUUUGAACAGCAAAGAUAUUUGUCACAGCACAUGAGAUUCAUGCAUCCCAAUGAAAUUGAUGAGUCGAAGAAUCCGGAGGAUGAGAACACGAUGACGGAAGCGGACCAUAUUGGAAAACAUGCUGAUGUGCAUGAGGAUACGGAUGCAGUGACAAUAAAAUUUGAAGUUGAGGACAACGAUGAUAUGUAUGGAGCCGACAAUUCCUAGUAAUACUAACGUAAUGCUUGUAAACACAUGAUUAAUAUAAUAAAUAAAUUAAAAGCCAGA